This is a messenger RNA of Colletotrichum siamense, 1596 nucleotides long. RefSeq lists its product as uncharacterized. The coding region runs from base 1 to 1596 and encodes 531 amino acids. NCBI's taxonomy places the organism in Eukaryota, Fungi, Ascomycota, Sordariomycetes, Glomerellales, Glomerellaceae. The transcript is spliced from 4 exons. The record is from RefSeq and is a predicted model, not a curated record.
AUGCCGGAUAUCUGGCCAAAUCUCGUGCUCGAUGACUUCUUUGGCUUUUUAAGCGAUGAAGAUUGUGUUCUCUAUCGUGUAUCUCCGUAUUCUGAUGGAAGAGGAGGAGGUGGCGGCGGGCUCCUUUCGGAUCGUUCAGACACAAGUCGUGGACUAGUCACCGAAAGGCUCCUGAGCUCAACAACCGACGAGUCCCGACCCACACAGGACCCGCUCCACAUCUCUAUCGCUGACACCAAUCCCGUAUGCACGAACGCUGUUGACCUCCAACUGAAUGCUCCCGAAUCCUUGUUGUCUCGCGACGUCCAAAUAUCACAGCAGUCGCGAUCAUUACGCAAGUCUGGCGACGGACUCUUCGUUGUCCCCGAAAUCCCCCAGAAACUUCAGCAUCCAAGAGCAGAAACCCAAGGGACAUCUGUCAGGAAAGGAAUACUUCGGAGUUGUUCAAAUGAAGAUGAGUUAGAUGAUGAGAGGCUUGUGUUCAAUGACCGCCAGCCAUCAUUACUUCGACACAGUAAAUCCUGGAAUGAAGAGGUCACCGUAUCAAAAGCGACUCGUCGUCUUGCCUGCCCAUACCUGAAGUAUGAACCGGAAAGAUUUCAUCAUAGAUGCAGGGGCGCGGCCUACACAACAAUUCACCGUCUCAAAGAACAUCUCUACAGAGUCCACAAGCAGUCUCCCCACUGCAUUCGAUGUAAAGAGACAUUUACGAAAGAUUCGGAUGUGAAGGCACACCUAAGCCAUCCCGGACAGGGCUGUGACUUCAUCGAUGGCGUCUCUAUCGAAGGGCUCACUUCUGAGCAAUUCCAGAAGCUUAAAAGCAAGAAACGCAAGCCCGGUGUCACAACAAACGAAGAGAAGUGGCAGGAAAUAUUCAGGAUCGUAUUUCCAGAUGCGACGCGUUGCCCUGAUCCAUAUUACUCCUACUUUGAUGACCGCUCCGCGGAUCAGAAGACAGAAGUCAUGCACCAGAGCGACGUCGAGAGCAUUUUCAGCGACAUCCCCUCUGAAUCAGAAGAUCGCAUGUUUAAGAAGCUGGAGCGUAUAUGUGGCCCUUUGGAAAAGCGUAAGCGACAAAAGGUUCUCCAUACGUUUGAGAAUUUCUUCGAGGAAAGAGUACAACAAAUCAGGGAGAGCAAGGAGCUCUCCCGAGGCAAACAGAGCGUUGUGCAUCCUGAGAAGUCAAUGGCUGAUGGGCUCGUAAAUGAGAAUAUCGCCAUUGAGACAGAAGAAAGCAUCCCGGAAGCUCAAUGCUCUGCCGCGCGCGGGCGUUCAAAGGAGCCAUUCCAAUCCAUUCAUGAGAUAAUUUCAGCUACAGAAUGGUUUGAACAUUGCGACGCAGGUUGGUUUCAGGGGCACAUUGACUGCAAUCUCUUCAAUCUCCCGAAUGAAACGACUUUCAGCGAAGUGCCGCACAAUGGAAAUCAGCCUGACGAACGUGCCAAUCUCGGAAGAUCCCUCGAUUCGCAUAACGCAUUACGAGCUGAUGAAACGCCCUUCAAUUUCGAUACUCUCAUCGAUGACUUCGGGAGGGACGAGCAGGGGUAUGAACCCUUUGGAUCGACCGCCUGGGCAACUGGGGGCUCCAACUUCUGA